AUGGGCAAACCCUUUCCCAUCGAACGCGUUCGACUUUCCCUUGGGCGAUUCGCUUCUUGGUGGAUAGUGUUUGUGUCCGCAUGGAGGGCGGCAUGUCAUUCUAGUGAGAGCGAUCAGAGUAGAUGGAGGGGCCACGGCAGAGAGCCGUGGAAGUUUGAAGAUCUGAUGUGGAUGUGGGAUUGA
Messenger RNA from Chondrus crispus (carragheen), 183 nucleotides. RefSeq lists its product as hypothetical. The transcript has a single exon. The record is from RefSeq and is a predicted model, not a curated record. The coding region runs from base 1 to 183 and encodes 60 amino acids. NCBI's taxonomy places the organism in Eukaryota, Rhodophyta, Florideophyceae, Gigartinales, Gigartinaceae.